Hevea brasiliensis (rubber tree) is the source of this 2093-nucleotide messenger RNA. RefSeq lists its product as uncharacterized. The record is from RefSeq and is a predicted model, not a curated record. The coding region runs from base 273 to 1643 and encodes 456 amino acids. The transcript is spliced from 8 exons. Lineage: Eukaryota; Viridiplantae; Streptophyta; Magnoliopsida; Malpighiales; Euphorbiaceae. Gene Ontology annotation, cellular component: plasma membrane.
UUUUAAUGUCUCUGUGCGUGUGUGGGCCUCUCCCUCUCUUUCUCUCUUUCUCUCUCUCUCUCUCUCUAGAUGGUACAGCUAAGCUAUUUCUGGCGCUGCUCUCAGUCCCACACUCUUAAACGUGCAAUUGUAUCUGUUUUCUCGCAUACCCAUUGCCGUAUUCUGAAUUCCAAGCCAUUUUGCCUUUUCAUUUCUUAUAUCAUGUAAGCAUCUUCUUCUUUCUGUUUCCUUUUAAUUGGUUCUGUCUGUUUGGGAGUUAUCAAGCUGGAGGCAUGAAAGAAGGGGUGUCUCUCAAGUUUAGUCCCAGUAUGGUUCUGCUCCAAGUGUUUUUGUUGCUUUUAAGUCUGAAUGAAUUUCAAAAUAUUGGAGUAUCUGAAUUAAUGGACAGACGAUUGGAUGCAUUUCUUCCUGAGAUCUCGCCAAAUACAGCUCCUCAGCCUUUUCUUCCUAUUCUUGCACCUUCUCCAUUGCAACCUUUCACCAACAGUUCUAUACCAAAAUUAUCAGGACUAUGUACGUUGAAUUUCACUGCUGCUGAAAGUUUGAUGAGCAUGACAUCAAUUGAUUGCUGGGCCUUUUUUGCACCAUUGCUGGCUAAUGUUAUAUGUUGUCCACAGUUAGAAGCCACCCUUGCAAUUCUUAUUGGCCAAUCCAGUAAAGAAACUAAUGUGCUUGCUUUAAAUGGGACUAUUUCCAAGUAUUGCCUUUCAGAUAUUGAGCAAAUUUUGGUAGGUCAGGGCGCAGCAGAUAAUGUUAAGAGAAUAUGCUCAAUUCAUGCAUCAAAUCUCACCGAGGGGUCUUGCCCUGUUAAAAAUAUGAAUGAGUUUGAGAGCAUUGUGGAUUCAUCAAAGCUUCUUUCUGCCUGUGAGAAGAUUGAUCCUGUGAAAGAAUGUUGUGACCAAGUAUGUCAAAAUGCUAUAUCAGAAGCUGCUACAAGAAUUGCACUAAAAGCUUCUGAAAUCUUGAGGAUGGAUGGGACCCAUGGUUUACCUCAGCACUCAACUAGGGUUAAUGAUUGUAAAAAUAUUGUUCUCCGAUGGUUGGCAAGUAAACUUAAUCCUUCUCAUGCAAAGGAGGUUCUCAGAGGACUAUCUAAUUGCAAUGUUAACAAAGUUUGCCCUCUGGUUUUCCCGGACAUGAGCCAUGUUGCAAAGGACUGUGGGAACGUGAUAAGUAACACCACAGGAUGCUGUAAUGCCAUGGAUAGUUAUGUGUCUCACUUGCAGAAGCAGAGCCUCAUAACCAACUUGCAAGCUUUGGAUUGUGCUACAACUCUUGGAAUGAAGUUACAAAAAUCAAAUAUUACCAGAGAUGUUUAUAGCCUUUGUCACAUAAGCCUCAAGGAUUUCUCACUCCAAGUUGCAAAGCAAGAGUCUGGAUGCCUUCUACCUAGCUUGCCUUCUGAUGCAACACUGGAUAAGUCUUCUGGGAUCAGCUUUAUUUGUGAUCUGAAUGACAAUAUUCCUGCUCCAUGGCCUUCUUCAUCUCAAUUAUCAGCGUCAUCAUGCAAUAAAACUGUGAAAAUUCCAGCACUUCCAGCAGCUGCAUCUGGUCAAAGUGGCCUUUAUAGUGAAGAUUUGGUGUUUUAUAUGCAGUUUGCUGCCUCAGUCGUUAUCAUGUUGCUCUUACAGACUCUGUCUUAAUCAAGGCAAUCUUCAUUCCUAUCUACAUUUUCGCUAGUUCUUGUAGAAUGAGGUCAUCAGAAUGAGCUAAUGCCAAAGAGGAUUCACACGUCUGAGCCCUGUUAAUCCAAUUGUACCAGGUAGAGUCUUCAAGUCUCAACCUGAUGUGAAUUUAAGUUUGUCCCUCUGAUUGUAUUAAUUCUUGAUUCUUGCAUGCUUGUGUAAUAAUUUUUAUUUUUAUUUAUUUUUGUGAAGGAACACUGGAAAAUCAAAAUAUGGUGUUUCUAGUAAAAUAAAAAAAAUAUAUAUAUAUAAUAUUGUAUUUCACUAGACCAUAUCAUGUAUAUUUGGACUGGACUGCAGAUGAAUUUGAUUUGUAGGUAUGUAUAUAUUAGGGUGAUAAUGCAGACUGUAAUCCAACAAUAUCUGCUUUGUAUCUGAAUAUAUGUCAAUGCAGCUUCUUCGUUUUUC